Messenger RNA from Brugia malayi, 1104 nucleotides. RefSeq lists its product as uncharacterized. Lineage: Eukaryota; Metazoa; Nematoda; Chromadorea; Rhabditida; Onchocercidae. Bases 1 to 1104 code for a protein of 367 amino acids. The record is from RefSeq and is a predicted model, not a curated record. Gene Ontology annotation, molecular function: SNARE binding. Gene Ontology annotation, cellular component: lytic vacuole; endosome. The transcript is spliced from 8 exons. Gene Ontology annotation, biological process: SNARE complex assembly.
AUGAACCAGUCGUUCAAAAGUGAGAAAGUGGUUGCCAAAGCUAAUGAAAAUGAAGCGUCAACUUCACAUGUUGUAAAGGACAAGUUUGUACCAUCCUACACAUAUAGCAGCUGGAGAAGGUUGCGUGAUGUUUGCCGUACAUUGCAAGAAACGCAGGAGAUUGUUGCAUUUCAACGAAAAAAACUGGAUGUACUGUUGGCAAGUGAGGAAGAGUACCGUGAGCUGGCCGAACGAGUACAGUGCGAAAAAGUUGAACUACAAGCAUUGCGAGAUUAUGUAGAGAAGCAGAAAUGUCGUAUAAUGACGUGUCGUAUGAAAUUAAUUCAUUUUAAUGACGAAAAAUUCCAGAAAGAUGUAAUGACUAAUAAACGAUCAAACGAAGUUAUAAAAAUGCAAGAAGAUUUAUUAAAACGGAAAGCAGCACUUUCUUUGGCAAAAGAUAAUUUGCUCUUGAUCGCUUCACAUCUGGCCUGGCGUCGAAGGAAGAUGGUUGAUGAUCUGAUGCAUAUUUAUGUCAUUAAUUUAAAUACAUCACCAAAAGCACGUUUGAUGCCUUCAUCGUGUGCUUGUCAUUCGAUAGCCUGUAUUACUGGUCUUCAUCUUCCGGAUGCUUUAUCUUUUCUUGGACAUUCCGAUAUAGAAGUAAGUGCUGCUGUAGGGUAUGUUGUUCAGACGUUAUCCUUACUUUCUCGAAUAUACAAUUUUCCAUAUCAAUACGGCAUGUUUUUCUUUGGCUCAAAAUCAACAAUAAAAGAUCCAAUACUUGAGGAGACAUAUCCUCUGUACGGUAUGACACGAAAUCGUGAAAAAUUUGAAGAAGGCAUAUCGCUGUUAAAUAAAAAUAUAUCGCAGCUUCGUUGGUCAUUUGGUAUAACCACGAAAAGAGUAGGACGGACUCUGUUUAAUUUGCAGGAUUUAUUGCUGCACAUUGUUAGUGGAAGACAUGACAGUUCCACGGAUCCAGUCCUUCAAAUACCGUCAAUUAGCUGCAGAAAUGUUGGGAAUGUAGAUAUAACUUUGCAUAAAUGUGCUGAAAGAAAUAAUGAGUUUAAUCAAGAAAACGAAUCAUCAAAAGUGGAUCCUCCAAGCAUUUGUAGGUGCUAA